ACCUCUUGCCUCAGUUAUUUCUUCCAACUUAGGAGUAGCGAGAAACUCCUUCACCCCUUCGUCCGGUUCUGUUUGACACUUCGAGGGCAAGAUUAAGGGCAGUUAGUUCAUCGAACAACAUGGCUUCGAAGAUGAUCCCAGUAGCCCUUGCGGCACUUCCGCUCGCCUCUGCAGGAAGAAUCCCUUCCCUCUUUUCAAACACCACUGCCACAUGCUCAAGCCCCAUGGAUAGCUGCUCGUCAAACGCCGACUCUGCCAACUCUUGCUGCGUCAACACACCCGGCGGCCUAUUCCUCCAGCCACAGUUCUGGGACACAGACCCUGUGACUGGGCCCGAUGACUCCUGGACAAUCCACGGACUAUGGCCUGACAACUGUGACGGAACCUACGAGGAAAACUGCGACUCGUCCCGCGAGUACUCUGACUUGACAAGCAUUCUCGAGAGCAACGGCAAGUCAGACUUAGUGGACUUCAUGAAGGAGUACUGGCAGUCCAACAACGGAUCGCCCGAGUCAUUCUGGGACCACGAGUGGUCGACACACGGAACAUGUGUCAGCACCAUCAACCCCGAGUGCUACUCAGAUUACACAGAAGGCCAGGAAGCUGCGGACUACUUCCAAGUCGCCGUGGACCUCUUCAAGUCCCUAGAUACCUACGGAGCGCUAAGCUCUGCCGGUAUCACGCCCUCAAGCUCCCAGACCUACACCUCCAAGGAGAUCCUCGACGCUCUCGAGCAAGUCACAGGCAUGCCCGUCGUUAUCUCCUGCAGCAGUGGUGAGCUGUACCAGGUGUACUACGGAUUCUACGUCAAUGGACCUUUGCAGAACGGAGACUUCGUCCCUGCUCAAGUUGCUGGCCAAAAGUCCAACUGUCCCGAUAGCGGCGUCAAGUACUUGCCCAAGAACUAGAUGGCACGCUCUCAAAUGUCAAAGGCUACUUAGAUGAAAGUCUGCUGGAAACGCAAUGGGAGUCGGAAAUCAUCUACUUGUCACAUAAAGGCAGCACACUCUGUAUAUAGCUCGGUGAUGGCCUCGCAGGGGCCUA
This is a messenger RNA of Xylaria bambusicola, 1044 nucleotides long. Its product is annotated as ribonuclease T2. Gene Ontology annotation, cellular component: extracellular region. The transcript has 2 exons. Bases 120 to 908 code for a protein of 262 amino acids. Gene Ontology annotation, biological process: RNA catabolic process. The record is from RefSeq and is a predicted model, not a curated record. Gene Ontology annotation, molecular function: ribonuclease T2 activity; RNA binding. Lineage: Eukaryota; Fungi; Ascomycota; Sordariomycetes; Xylariales; Xylariaceae.